Molecule: messenger RNA, 2130 nt
Organism: Lodderomyces parapsilosis
Lineage: Eukaryota; Fungi; Ascomycota; Pichiomycetes; Serinales; Debaryomycetaceae
Exons: 1
Coding region: 1-2130 (709 amino acids)
Biological process (GO): regulation of transcription by RNA polymerase II
Cellular component (GO): nucleus
Molecular function (GO): transcription cis-regulatory region binding
Source: RefSeq, a predicted model, not a curated record
AUGUAUUCAAUCACUACCCCAACAAUUUACUUGUACGAACGAGCAUCCAAGACAUCAGAUGACGAUAGUGAAACCAGUUCCGACUAUUGCAAAAAGCAUUCUAACUCCUCGGAAUGUGAGAAACCAGUGAGUAAUGAUAGUCUCACAAUUGCCUUGUCCAUCGUUUUACCUGUUGUCGCCAUUCUUUGUGUCUUGGGUUAUUUUCUUUACAGAAACUAUCGUAAAGAUAAAAAGGAGGAUUUGGAACGUGACCCAGAUUUUUACGAAACUGGUGAAGCUACUGCUUUGCCUGAUUAUCCUGAAAUGAAACAUGAAGAUCCAUUCCACAAUAGAAACUCAAUCAGAUACCCUAUGGAGCAAAUAAAUAGACAAAGCAAUUUUGGCGGCGAUAGACGGUACACUCAGCAUAUGGCAAGAAAAUCACAAGAUCCCUAUCUAGAUAGUUUUGUUUUACCUUAUCAGCACCAAACCGGGUCGAAACUUUCCUUGGAUGACUAUGCUAGAAACUUGGGUGAUCUGCAAGGAUAUCAUACGCCUAAUAUCCAAACUAGAGCCAAUUCAAUGCAUAUUGAUGCCGCUUUGAAGAUGAGCUCGAACACCCAUUCAAGAAAGCCAAGUUCUCAAAUCAGUCCACUGAAGAAAAUUGAUGGUAAGCAGUAUACAAAUAUCCCUAAUGAAUCCAAUCCCGUCCUCCAUGAAGCAUCACAUGAGGUGUCGAGUAUUUUGGAUGAAUCUGGUGGAUCUGCGUCUGAUGAUAGUGGAGUCAUAUCUCCACAGGACAAUAAUUUUGGUAUAACUUAUGAGAAUGAGUCAGAAAUGGCAGUCAAUAACGCAAUUCCGCAAAUAGUUGUUGAUGAAGGGGACGACACUGAACACCAUGAUUCAACUGAGAUGUCACCUUUCAACGAUGACCGCCAUCCACAUGAAACAAAGGAUAGUACUUUGGAAACAAUCCCAAUGCAAAACUUGAAAAAGGGUGUAAACAAAGAUGCUUCAAAUGAAGAUGAUGCCGUGUCCUCCUCGUCAGCUGAAUCCAAUACAAAUCCAAUUCACAAGAAAUCGGGUAAAAUCAACAAGUCACCUAGAAUUUCAGCAUUCAAUUUGUUGAAAAAUGACAGUGAUGCUGAAGAUGAAGAUGGUGAUGAUGAUGAGGAAUUAGAGAAGCUCACGCCAAUGCAACAAGAGGAAAUCAAACGCAUGAAAUCUGUAUACAAGGUUUAUUUUGACAAAGAUGGAGAAGCUGUAAAGAGACAUCCUGAGCAAGGUGAAGGUGAAGCGAGCGAGGUUGAACCUAUUCAAGGGGAACAAAUCAAUGAGGAUUUGAGAGUUGAUGCAGAUUAUGCGAAGAGGUAUAGUAAUACAUCUUCAGUGUAUGUGGAUCCAGAAGAGGCAUAUCAAUAUCAACAACAACAACAACAAAUGUAUUACAACCACUUUAAUCAACAGUAUCAACAACAGUAUGGAACCCCUGUUGACCCACAAUUGUAUCAACAAUUCCAACAACAACAGUACUACUAUUACCAAAGACAGCAACAGCAGCUUCGACAACAACAGCAGCAGCAAGUCCCACCUCGUCCUUUGCCCCCCUUGCAACAGUUGCGUAACCCAUCUGAUCUUCGUAAAUCGACAAUACAAACAUUUACUGAUUUCAGACCUCGUGCUAAGAACCAAACCGUCACGUCACCACCAGAAGGCAAACAACCAUUUGUUCCUAUUGAAAACGAUAAUGUUUGGACUUCUCCCAUAAAUUCGCCCAGCAUACAAUCUCAAUCAUCGUUCACCAGCCAGCCCAACUACAACCGCAAACAAGGGGUGAACUACUUCCCUCAACAGCAACAACCACAACAACAACAACAACAACAACAACACCCAAUAUAUCAAACCAAUGCAAAAGCAAAUUCGAACACAUCUAUCCCCUCAGCAACCCAAGUUUCUAGAUCAUCGGUAGUAAUGUUGAAUCCAGUUACUGAAAUUACCAAAUCGCGUAAGUUUAAACCCGCUGGGUCGUUACCUAAUACAAACCAAUUGCAUGCUCAAUUUGGACAUAGCGAUUUGAACGGACCAGAGAAUGAUUUGUUACCAAGUAAUAGGAAAAGUGAUGUCAGGAGGAUGAUGAAUAGUAAUUUUUGA